Molecule: messenger RNA, 853 nt
Organism: Corylus avellana
Lineage: Eukaryota; Viridiplantae; Streptophyta; Magnoliopsida; Fagales; Betulaceae
Source: RefSeq, a predicted model, not a curated record
CUAAAUAUGAGGCAGCGCCCAGGGUUCUCUCUCUCAACCGUGGGACUUUCUUGCUUCACAAAUUCGAACCUCCCGUUCCCUCUCAUUCCCAUCAACGAUCACUGGCAGCCAAUCCCAACCGCUCCACCGUUCAAUUCCUGGUUUUCGAUUUCCACUCCGACUUGUCUUCCUCUGAUGAACUUGAACUUCACCUCAUUCUGUCAUUACAGUGAUGGACCUUGAAGGCAGAAAGUUUGGAAGGGGGCCUAGGGAACUUGGUGGUGCUGUUGAUCUCAUAAAUCAGUUCAAGCUUUGGCCUCAUCAUGAAUUCUUUUGCAAGAAGUCACUUCCUUUGUCAAUAUCGCAGACUCACUAUCUAAACAAUGUGGUGGGAGACACGGAAAUCAGGAAAGGAGAGGGGAUGGAACUGGAUCAGCUCUUUCUGAAUAUUCCAUAUAGUAGACAGAGAAAUACACAUAUACAUGCUUUUGAUUUGGAUGUGCUCAGCGAGGCCUUUCAGAUGAGAGAGACAACUCCUGUCUACCUGCCUGCUGCUGAGAAGGGGAUCUCUACUGCAGUGGUGAAGUCAAAUAGUGACUCCAGAGACAAGGAGAGGAAACAUAAAAAGCAUAAAAACAGAGACAAGAAGAAGGACAAGGAUCAUAGGAAGCACAAACACCGCCACAAAGAUGGAAGUGAUGAUAAGGACAAGAAUAGAAAUAAGCGUCAUGAUUCGAAACAGCAGGACAAGGUUUCCAUAUCAUCUCUUUUCUUGUCAUAUCAUGAAUGCAUUGACUUCAAUCAAUCUUCCUACUCUUUUUGGAUGAAACAUUUUCUCUUAGGUGAUAAAGUAUGGGAUCAUAUUACAUUAUGA